Messenger RNA from Photinus pyralis (common eastern firefly), 1451 nucleotides. RefSeq names its product beta-1,4-glucuronyltransferase 1-like. NCBI's taxonomy places the organism in Eukaryota, Metazoa, Arthropoda, Insecta, Coleoptera, Lampyridae. The coding region runs from base 14 to 1351 and encodes 445 amino acids. The transcript has 3 exons. The record is from RefSeq and is a predicted model, not a curated record.
AAAGGUCGCGAUCAUGAAAUUGACGUGGUUUUCAGUACGGAAUUGCCUCUUGCUUUUUAUCGCCUGUUUGGCCGUUUUGGCAAUAUCUAUAAACAUUAUAACUUCAACACGCUGGGCUAAUUUUCGGCAAAGUGAAAUAUUUAAACUACCAGCACCUGCCGAACGGAUUCGAACCACCACGUCAACCGCGGCACCAAGGAAGGAAAACCUAAUUCAAGAAAUAACAGGCUGUUACGAUCGUGUCCUGGAGCCAAGUAUCGAACAACGUGGAGAAUACUGGGUGUUAUUUAACUACGUGCCGGCACGUCAAAGGUAUCGGUGCUAUGAGAGUAUAACCUACACCACACAGGGCGAUUACACAUUCUUGGACAAUUUGAUUCCUUUGGUCGAACGAUGGAAUGGUCCUAUAAGUGUGGCCCUGCAUGCACCUGGAUACGAUUUCUCUAACACCGUUGAUUCAAUUGCUUACUUGAGGCAUUGUCUUAAAGCAAGCGAUUUAAUUAAGAAAUACGUCACGUUUCACAUUUUCUUUUCGACAAGCCACAUACCCUUCUAUACAGCAUCAAAGCCGCCAAGUUUCACACUACGGAAUUCGUACAAAGACCAUUUCGAUUGCUACAAAACGGCACCAUACGCGAACAAAGACUUCAAAGCUUUAUACAAAACGAAAGCCAACCUUACAUACCCGAUCAAUGUCGCUCGAAACAUUGCAAAACGUAGUGCACAGACACAUUUUGUUCUAGCUUCCGAUAUCGAAUUAUAUCCCUCUCCCAAUUUAAUACCAAAAUUCCUACGCUUUGUCGAAGAAAAUCGAAAACUGAUCGAAAGAAAAACUAAAAAAGUAUUCGUUCUGCCUGUUUUCGAGGUACUGCUUAAUCAAACACUUCCAUCCAACAAAACCGCACUGCAGAAAAUGUUUAAUGCGAAAAGAGCAUUUUAUUUUCAUAAGCGCAUUUGUUCUCUGUGCCACACAAUACCAAACGAAAAGAAAUGGAUUUCCUCAAAAGAAGACAGCAAAUUAAAUAUUUUCACAUCGACCAAACGUCAGGGAAAGUACAGAAAGUGGGAAGCUUUCUACAUAGGAACGCACAGCGACCCAAUCUUUGACGAAAGGUUUUCGUGGGAAGGACAGAGCAAUAAAAUGGUCCAAGGUUACGCUAUGUGCCUAAUGAAUUAUGACUACUUGGUGCUCGACAAUGCGUUUCUAACACAUAAACCAGGAGUCAAAAAACAAAGAAUACAACUUAUUAAGUUUCGGUCUAUGGUAUACAAGACCCAGCAGAUAAUACGGAAAUAUGUUAAGCCCCAAUUACAAUACAUGUUCGGCAGAAACGAUAACUGUUAUCUUUAAAUGUUUAAAUAAAGGGAGAAUGUGCCCAUAUUCUCGUCCGCAUUACGUUUACUCUGGAAAGAUGUAAAUAAAUGAAUCUACGGUUUGGCUAUUUAUACAC